AUGAAGUACGGUAGUGUGGACGCCGUAUUACGAUCGACGCCGCCCGGCCGGGUGCCCGCUGUCGCGGCACGGUUGCGGUGCGGCGUUCACUUCUGCGUGCGCAUGGAACGACAUCAACCUGAUGACGGCUCGGCGGGUCAUCGAGCUGGCGAUGAAGUGGAGAUGCAGGACCUUGAGGAUCUGGAAGAGGAAGUGGUCGUGAAUUACACAGAAAACGGUGGCUAUGAUGGCUAUGAAGAGGUCGAGGAAGAAGUCGUCGACGCGGAUGGACAGAUCUACGUGGAUGAUGACAUUAUGGAUGAUGGAUACGAAAUGGAUCAGCGGCACCAACACGGAGCUCGUCAGGCGCUGGUCACCUCUCGUGGAGACUUGGGAACGCUAAUGCAAAUGGCACGCAACCCGCUCCACUCACGCAAAAGUGUUCGCGCCUUUUUGGACGAAGUUGGGGCUGUUGACGAUGUGCACGCCCAAAGUUCACGCGGAUACGACGGCGUUCGAGUACAGCCAUCAUCCUCACGUCUCCUUCCCGUUUCCACUCUGCAGCGCGUUGGCGUUGGUAGCUAUGUGGUACAGAAACCGUACCAAAUGCGGACCGAUUGGCGCGAUGAGCAAAGAAGAGAUUUGGAAAUUUGCGAAUUCUUUGACUCGUUGCCUAGUGAUCGGCAGAUAGCUUUCCGCAAGAUGUUGGAGCGUCUCGGCGAACGAAUCCCGAAACCUCUCAUGGGCUCGCGUAAAUACUUUCGAAGCACAUUGGCGCCCCACGUUAAGAUCCCGAUCCCAUCAAACUCUAAGUUGGAGCUGCUUAGCGACCAGGCGAUGAAUCGUGUUCGCACCGAAGCCGGCGCCGAGCCAAUGCCCAGCUCGGAUAAGGCUAAAGAAAACGAAUUUCUGAUGCGUGGCGGAGUAGAAUACGUCUAUGAGAACGAGCAAUUCGAGGGUAAAGCUUUCGCCUCGGCGCACUACGAUGACGUUAUCCAAGAGGAGGUCAUUGGAGAUGAUGAUAUUUUGGAUGCAAGCGACAUUGGUGGCAAGAAUAUGAACGAUGGCGUGAGCGACGACGACAUGGAUGGUCCUCCACCCAUUGAGCCUCAAGAGCCAAUGCCCGCCGAGCUGAUGCCGCCACAGAUCCACCAUCACAUGGAUAACAUGUCCGGCCUGCAUCGCGACUUUCGCUUCGGUGAAAUGGGCGAGGUGCGCCAGCACGUCAAUUUGAGCAAGGAUCGCUGGUUCGUCGUGCCCGAGUUGCGCAAGGAAUUGAUCGGCCAGACGCACGUCAAAGUCAGUCGCGGAAGCAUCGAGGCUACGACUCACUUCUGCCCGUCCUGCGGCGAGUACCUGCCUCGAAAUGCCUUCGACACUCACAAGCGAAAGAUCGAACGUUGGGGCUCUUGCGAUCAUUACACGCCGCGUCGUUUCCCUUGCACCGAGAAAGGGUGCCAACAACGCCUGCCGAGCAUCGAGAAGCUUUGUAAUCAUCUGCACAUCAGUCACCGAGUGCCCCUGCAGAUCAAGGAAAUCCAGUUUGCCAGUGAGGAUGAAUUCCAGGUCUUCCUCCGUGAUCUUGAAGGAAAGGGUGGCAAUUUCCGGAUGUCGCGCGGCAACAAGUCAUCUCGGGAGGGUGCAAAUAUUCGCUAUUAUCGUUGCAACCGCAAUGUCCGUACUCAGCCCGGCAAGAAAAUCAUUACCCCUGAGGGUACUGUGGUGCGACCCGGCCUAAGCCAAGUUGACAAUUUGAUGGACGAAGUCGAAGAUAAUGAUUAUGAAGAAGAGGAGACCAGACCUGGAUUCCCGAAGAUGACUCGCAAAAAGCCGAGCAAGUUGUACAUCCACGGAAUGUGCACGGCCUUCUUCAAGAAGAUUGAGUUUCCCGAGGGGCGUAUUGUCGUCCGUUAUUGCGACUACCAUCUACACAGUGACUCUGUCCUCCGCAUCCCCGAUGACGUCAGAGAACGAGUCAAGGAACUCAAUCUGAAACGGCUUCCAGUUCCCGUCAUCAUCAAGGUUAUUAAAGCCGAGGUCAGCAGUUUUGCCGAAGAGGGCUCACCGCUCGAAGAGCGCAUUCUCAAUUUGAACGACAAAGAUGUUCGAAAUGUACUCUCACGCUGUGGAUUGAAACCCAUUCGUCUUCAGGUUUGCCGCAAUAAGCUUUUCGCCGAUCGGGAUGAUCUACCGAUGUCGAGCGGAGGUGCGAUGCAAGGCGACAACUACGGCCAACAGGUCUCGGCGCAUGGAGACGAAAUUUACAUUGAGCAGCGGGAGGACGAAUUUUUGGAGAUGGCCUUGGGAGAACCUGCCGCUAUGGUCGAUCCUAAUCGACCUCCAUCUCCUGAUGGUCUUUCCCAGCUCGAACGCGUCUGCUAUGAGAGUUGGCAACAUGAGGACGUGGAGACGAUCCACGAGGCCGCUGAAAAGCGUCGCGAAGCUAUCCAGCUCCGACGCCGUCGCGAGACCGUCCAAGAAGAGUGGGAAAAUUGUCUGGAAAAGCUGAAGGACCAGUUCUUUAAUGCUCUCAACGACGAUCAAGUCCUUCGCAUCCGAGGAAUGAUUGAUGAUCUGCAUCAAAUGUGGAACGAUACUGCUCAGGAACGCCAUAAGGGCAUGUUGCGUUCGCGACGCCGUAAGACUUCGCCUGGAGGUUCGCGUCGCAGCGACGGAGCUCGCUUCAAGUAUGGCGGUGAAUACGGUGAUGAGGGACAGAUCGACAUCAAUGGCUAUGACGAUGGAAUGGUUGAGGUCGAGGCGAUCGUUGAUGGGGAUGACACCGAAGAAAUUACCGUAGCGGAUGCGAUUGCGCGCAACAGUCAGCCCGUGCCGCAUCUUCAGGAUCAGUCAUUGGCUCCGAUGGAGCCGCCGCAUCGUGCGGCUGUUCGGCGGGUCGGCCAGAUGCCUCAGCGCCAACUGGAAAUUCCCAAAAGUCCUUUGGCCUCAAAUCAGCAGCCCGACGCCACGCUUGUCCCAGAGAAGCAACAACCGCAAAUCUCGAACAUUCGCCCCGCCAAAACGGAACACAGGGCUCAGGAGAUCGUGAACGUCGUCGAUGAGACACCGCAAACGACGCCCUUGAAAAGCCCGUCGAAGAGGAGGGCCGCCGAGAAGCCGCCGGCGCUCGAUAGCACUCCGUCAAUUGGUCGUUCUCGAAGACGCGGUCAAGCGGAACUUCAGGGGACCGUAGUUGAAGAAGUCGUCGUGCCUGCGCCCGAGGAGAAGCCGUUCAAGAAAAGCCGUGCAAGGGCACCUAAGCCAAAAGUGGAGAAGUCGAUCCAAGAGGCUGAUUCGGAGGAAGCCCGUGCCGAAGGCAGUGACGUUGACGCUGAUCCGGAAACGGCAGGACCAAGCAGCCCGCCGGUGAAAAAGCCGCGUGCCCGCCGCAGUCAGGCUGUCGAAAAAUCAUAUGAAUAUGCCUCAGCGGUGGUAGAAAACGAGGUCAUCAGCAGGAGUGGUCGCCGGGUCAACAAGAAGAAAUUUCUAGACAUU
Mesorhabditis spiculigera is the source of this 3474-nucleotide messenger RNA. The record is from the annotation of a GenBank genome assembly. Lineage: Eukaryota; Metazoa; Nematoda; Chromadorea; Rhabditida; Rhabditidae.